Guillardia theta CCMP2712 is the source of this 1553-nucleotide messenger RNA. RefSeq lists its product as hypothetical. The record is from RefSeq and is a predicted model, not a curated record. Lineage: Eukaryota; Cryptophyceae; Pyrenomonadales; Geminigeraceae. Gene Ontology annotation, cellular component: intracellular membrane-bounded organelle; cytosol; membrane. The coding region runs from base 6 to 1394 and encodes 462 amino acids. The transcript has 4 exons. Gene Ontology annotation, molecular function: sterol binding.
AGGACAUGGCCACAACCGUGAUGCCACAGCGCAACCAGGUCAAGGAUGACGAGAUCGUUCUUGACGGUGUAUUUAAUGGUGAAGAAAAUGAAGACGAAGUGGAGGAAGCACUUCGAGGAAUGUGCGUGGAGGCAAACCCAGAAGAAGAAGAAAACUCGAAUGAUUACGUCGACAUAUCUGAUGACAUUGGCAUUGAAGACAAGCAUCAUGAGAAGCUCUCGGCUGAGAGAUCCGGUUUUCGGAAGAUGGCGGGAAAGUCUUUGAGAGGGCUCUGGAACAGCGCCAAGAAGCUUGCGGGUCGUUCCAAAGAUCGCAUGAAGGAUUCGGAUGUGGAGCGCCUGCUAGAAAAAGUGAUGAAGUGUCGACACAAGCUGGCUCAUCCCAAUGGAGGACUGAUCAACACAGACUAUGAGGGGAUCAAAGUCAGCAGGAGCGUCGUUGCCGAAGUUGUGAAGCAGAUGGGAAGGAAGCUCCUUUCCGGUCAGAACCUGCUGUCAGUCACCUUCCCCGUACGCUGCUGUCAGCCCAGGACGAUUCUUGAGUGUGCGGCAUAUCAGUUUUGCUUCUGUCCGCAUUACCUGUCUCGAGCUGCAAUGGAAACAGAUCCUGUCGAGCGUCUAAAGCAUGUGACUGCUUGCUUCAUUGCUUGUAUCCAUACGACUUCCCAGUUUGUCAAGCCCUUCAAUCCGACGCUGGGAGAGACUCUGCAAGCAAGUUUUGAUGGUGGAGUAAGACUCUACUUGGAGCAGACCAGUCAUCACCCCCCAGUAACCUCAUGGCAAGUCGUUGGACCCAACAACAGUUUCCAGUAUAUCGGAUGGUCAACCUACGAGGCCUCAUUCGGCUACAACAAGCUGUAUGUGAAGCAGUCGGGCAUCCGAAUGUGUCAGUUUCCUGACGGGACCACCAUCGAGGUUGGCUUCACGAUGGACAGAUACAACAACGUUUACUGGGGUGAUGUCAUUCAAGAGGUGCUGGGGGGAUACACGUUCUUGGACACGAAGAACUCUAUCAGCUGCACUAUCGAGCUGAACCCGUGCAAGGGGCUGCCUUCAGAUACUUUCAUUGGGUCUAUCAACCGACUUGAUGCACAAGGCGAGAUCAUAAAUUCCAUCUGUAACGUUGAGGGCUCUUUCCUGGGCUUUUUGGACUUCAACGGGCAUAGGUAUUGGGACAUCUCCUCGAACACAGGACGAGACCCUGUGUUCGAUCCUCUUGAGAAGUGUCUGCCUUCAGACUCCCGAUUCAGGGAGGACAGAAAUGCGCUGGUCAACGGUGAGGUUGAGAGAGCGCAAGUCGAGAAGGUGCGGAUUGAGGAGAGACAGCGCCGUGAGCGACGGCUGAGAGCAGCAGCGGCCAAAGGUGGCCCAUGGAUCCCCGCGGACGUGAAGUGAAGUGAGACCUCUAAAGUGUGAAGCAAAGGAGAAGAGUCAUCCUUCUCCUCCCUCCUAUUCCUAACUUGUGAACCGAGAAGUGUCAGAGGCCUGCAUAGCCGUCAAACAGCAAGUAGAGUCGCACGAAGAAGCUUCUUAAUAAAACUCGGAGAUAAGACG